Messenger RNA from Brassica napus (rape), 1981 nucleotides. Its product is annotated as B3 domain-containing transcription factor FUS3. Bases 783 to 1730 code for a protein of 315 amino acids. Gene Ontology annotation, molecular function: DNA binding; DNA-binding transcription factor activity. The record is from RefSeq and is a predicted model, not a curated record. The transcript has 6 exons. Lineage: Eukaryota; Viridiplantae; Streptophyta; Magnoliopsida; Brassicales; Brassicaceae.
GAUAGAUCGUAUACACUAAUACACAUACGAAAAUAUACGCAAAUUAACAAAUCAGUAAGAGUCAGUAAGACCUAAACAGAUACACUUGAUGUACAAAAGUUAGUUUUCUUUGAAUAAAUUUUACAAAUAUUAAAAAAAAAAAUUAACAAAUCAGAUAUUGACCACUAAGUAAUAAGAGUAAAUACACUGUUGACUUAAUCUAUAAUUUCAAUGUUCUAGAGAGAAAAAUAAGAAGAGGAGAGAGAAGGGGAGAAAGAAUACGCCAUUGAAUUCUGGAAAAGAGGGAGAAACAGAACUUUUGCAACAUCUGUUCACCAUUCACCUUCCACUCGUCUCCUUCCUCUUGGUUCCUCCUUCUAACUUAACCUCUCCUCAAACUAUGGUUGAGUUUAUCUAUAAUGAACGUUCAUUUAGUGGCACUAGAUCUCGCUCUGAACGUUACUAUCAUCAUAAUCUUUUUAUCAAUCCUUUUGAAUCUCCUUCUCCAAAACCCUAGAUCAUGAAUGUGAGUUAUACAAAUGUCACUCUCUUACCAUAAAUAGAAGAUAAAAUAAAGAAAAUCAAAAAUUUGUUGUUUGGAAAACCCAAAUCUCUGAUUGCCCAGCGUCCUUAUAAGCCACUGCUUCGAUCUGCACAACACACAACACACACAAAGCUUCUCUCUCUCUCUCUCUAUUCUCUCUCUUUCUCCAUCACUGAAACCCAAAGCCUAUCCACCAUUUGUUCUUUUUUACUUCCUUUUUACUAGGCAGUUUUUAUCAACCAAUUGAGUUUAAAAAGUAAUGGGUGAAGCUGGUUAUGCUCAUGAUGUGGAAACCAAGGUAUCUGCUCUAAUGGCAAGUGUUGAUCAUCUUCCAAUGUUUGGAUCUGGGUCUGGUCAUGAUAAUGGGUACUUAUCGGCGUCUGUGCCUCUUCUGGGUGUUAACUGGAAGAAGAGAAGGAUGCCUAGGCAGAGACGCUCGUCUUCUUCCUUUAACCUUCUCUAUUUUCCUACUUUGCCUCCCUCUUCCCACGUGCCGACUCAUCUUCCCGCACGUAAAAUAGACACAGGAAAGCUAAGAUUCCUCUUCCAAAAGGAAUUGAAGAACAGUGACGUCAGCUCCCUCCGCCGAAUGAUACUCCCCAAGAAAGCAGCGGAGGCUCACUUGCCGGCGUUAGAAUACAAGGAAGGGAUACCUUUAGAAAUGGAAGAUCUGGAUGGUCUUCACGUUUGGACCUUCAAGUACAGGUUCUGGCCUAACAACAAUAGCAGAAUGUACGUGCUCGAAAACACAGGGGACUUUGUGAGUACUCAUUGUGUGCAGCCUGGUGACUUCAUCAUGUUCUACCAAUAUCUCGACUCUUGCAAUUACGUGAUACAAGCAAAAAAGGCAUAUGAAGAAGAAGAAGAAGAAGACAUAACUAACGUGGAAGAAGAUGACGUUUACACAAACUUAACAAGGAUUGAAAACACUGUGCUUAACGAUCUUCCCCUCCCAGAUUAUAAUCAGCAUUACAACAACAACAACAACGAAAAAUGUUCUUACGUUUACCCCGCCUUCGAUGAUGUCACCGCCACAACCACCAACGCACCUUUCGUUUACGACACGACGGCUCUCAGCUCAAACGACACUCCUCUCGAUUAUUUGGGUGGGCCCGCGACGACGACAUCGACUAACAGUUAUUACUCCGAGUUAGGACCAUUCGAGGGUUUUGGCUCAGUCGAGAAUAUCUCCCUCGAUGACUUCUAAUAAUAAAUCGGAUUUAUCGGUGGACUCGUGAUGGUGAUCAGCCUUUUUUACUAAAAAGUAAAAAGUACAUUUUCAUAUCAUCAAGUCUUGUAUUUUAAAAGUGUUUUAUAUUACAGUUUACAUGAAUAUCAUAUGGGAGUCGUGGAAGUGUGUUUGUAUUUGAUGAAUAAAUGUAAUCAUGUGUCGUGGCUUUACUUAUUAGCCCUUGCCCGACAUAGAAAACAAAACAAAUUAAGUUAUCAUUUUGUGAA